Molecule: messenger RNA, 638 nt
Organism: Hyaloscypha bicolor E
Lineage: Eukaryota; Fungi; Ascomycota; Leotiomycetes; Helotiales; Hyaloscyphaceae
Exons: 1
Coding region: 162-551 (129 amino acids)
Source: RefSeq, a predicted model, not a curated record
CCUUCGCGGCCAAGUUCCCAAGGCCAAGUUCCCCGGCAGAGAGCCACGUUGCCGGAAGUGCGCCCCCACGCCUUUUCCAGAAGGUCUGGGUUGAGGGUGAUUUGCUUUGCUUUUGCGCGGGAUUUCAAUGCGGAAACCCUGUCCCCAGGAAAGUUUGUGAGAUGAGAGGGGCCAGACCGACCGCCAGACCGACCGCACGUGUAUUUCGGCAUUUGGGCCGGCUCUGUUUCUGUUUCUGUUUCCUUCUUGCAAAGCUGCCUCUGCUGAUGGAAAGAAAGCGAGACCCGAGGGUCGAUGUCUUCCCUGAUUGCUGCAUGAAGCGUGCUUCGAGAUGCAAGGCACUCUCAGGGGGAUUCAGUCCGGUCGGCGCUGGACUGUCAGCCUUUCUGUGGAGAAAGUCUCCAACAGCAAGAGAAAGCUGGCUGUACAAGUACUCCAGACGCCAUCAUCGGCGACCAGGCCAGCCCGCCAGCCGAUCUGUUUCUCUCGGGCCAGCAAUCCGUUGGACCCCGGUGGCCGGGAAAGCCACGGCCGCCACCAAUUUCGUUUGAUGCUGGCGGCGGCGACCGAGUCAAGAGGCAGGGAGCCAAAUUCGCAACAUGCCAAAAUCGAAUGCGGCAGCUCGUCCGCUCGUCACU